CACAAAUUUGAAUUAUACAUUGUUUUCUUAACAUAAUAAGAAAACAUUUUUUAAUAAAAAUUAUAUAAAAUUUAUUUAGUAUGUGUAAAUUAUUUUAAACUAAUAAAGUGAACUUGAAAUAAGCUUCCUGUGAACUGGAAUGAAGCUCUCAGGGAGCUCUUAAAAACAGACGUAGGAGCUCCUGGGAAGUUUAUAUGGGAGCUUCCCGCGAACUUAAAUAAUGUUCGCAAAGAACUAAAAAAAUUGAUUUUUAAGUUUCCUGCGAGCUUAAAUUAAGCUUUUUGUGAAUUUAAAUAAAGCUCCUAGGAAGCUCCUACGUCCUCUUUUGAAAGCUCUCUGAAAGCUUCAUUUAAGUUCACAGGAAGCUUAAAUAAAGCUCCCAGAGAGCUUAAAUGAAGGUCUCAAGGAGCUUACAUGAAACUUCUAGAAAGUUCUUAAAAGCAGAUAUAGGAGCUCCCAGGGAACUCUGUACGAGUUCUUUUGAAGUUUAAAAUGAAGCUUAAAAAAAUUUGAUGAGUUCCCCGGGAGCUCUCUAGGAGUUCCCUGUGCUAUGUGGGUAUCUAACGAAGAUCACAUACCUAACAAAGAGUUAUGUCACAAUUUUUAAUUUUUUAUUUAUAAUUAACUGGCAAUAAAUAUUCUUUGCUAAUUAAGAUUUUUGAACAUGAUUGUAUUUUUUCUAGCAGCUAAAGUGCGGACACUGUACAUGGCUAUUGAAUAGUCAUUGUCAAAAUUUAUGAAAACACCAGUGCUUUGCAGACUUCAAUGAGACUAAAGAUCUACUCAAUGUUGAUCAAAACUCAAUUGUUACUAUUGUAAGAAACGGAAAUGUAAACAAGAAUACGAUGCAUCAAGAGCAAUCACAGCCAUCAACAUCGGCCUAUAAUGACAUUGAUGAAACUUCUAAUAAUGGCUGUCAUGGAAAGACCAGCAUUAUUUGAUCAUAGAAUUGAUAUACGGGAGCGAUCAAAAUUGAAAAAAAUGCAUUAUGGGAAGAAAUUAGAAAUAUCUUUAAUGGUGUUAUGUCAAUUGAAGGACUACAAAAAAAAUGGAAAUAUCAUCGUGACUGCUAUGUGAGAGCUAGAAAAAAGUCAAAAACAUAUGUUCCUAGUGGAUCUGGCGCAUUGUCACAAAAUUUUAAGAGUUCCUAUAGAAUUGAAUUGAUGAUAACCUUUGGAUGACACUCUGCAAAUGGAAACUAAGUACGUUAUCGUUAUCACACCUGCCACUGAAGAGAGUGCUACUUCUGGAUAUUUAUCGGAUGUAUGUAUGUUACCUGAAUCUGACAAUUCCAUGGAAAACGAUAAUGCCAAAUUUCGACCGCAAACUCCACUUAAUCAUUCAUCUCGAACUCCGACACCUAAUUCAACAAACGCUGAUAAUUCUAUGGAUAAUGAUGAUGCCAGAUUUCGACCGCGAACUCCACUUAUAAAUCGCUUAUCUCGAACUCCGACACCCAAUUCGACAAACGCUAAAAAGCGAAAAGUUGAUGAUUAAUCAUCCGUUGUAGAAUCAGCUAUUUUGGAUGUGUUAAAGGCGCCUGUUCAACAAAUGGAUGCAGUAUAUAGCCCAGAUGGCACAGUAGUCCAGAAAAAGUUCAAAAAGGCUUCAUUGAAAAGUGUUACUUAUGAACUCUUUCAAACAGAUCAUAUAGUAUUCAAAAUCAGUUCAUUUUUCUUACUUCAAAAUGAUUAAAGAAAGCUGAACUCUUUAAGAACUCUUAAAUAAUUCCGGUGACAUAACUCUACCUUGCGCAGCUCGCGCAUGACGUAACCUAAGCCGAUUGGCUUGUGCGAUGCACAAGAAAGAAGUGCGUGCGCCUCUCAGAGGAAGCAUGCAUUGCUUUCGAAUCAUCAAACGGCCAUGUGAACGGGUCGCAUGGACUGCAUGAAUAAAAGUUGUUGAAUCCCAAGCAGAACAGGGAGUCAUCACGACGUCAAAAUGAUGUCAAAGUGACUGUAAAAUGAUCAUUAA
Solenopsis invicta (red fire ant) is the source of this 1974-nucleotide messenger RNA. RefSeq lists its product as uncharacterized. The record is from RefSeq and is a predicted model, not a curated record. The transcript is spliced from 5 exons. The coding region runs from base 1192 to 1497 and encodes 101 amino acids. NCBI's taxonomy places the organism in Eukaryota, Metazoa, Arthropoda, Insecta, Hymenoptera, Formicidae.